AUGGAGGAACUGAAUAUUGAUUAUGAUCUCUUCAAAAAGAGGCUUUUGUCUCUUCAUUCCCAAUACGAGCAGUUUGAUAAUUCGCCAAAUUCUCUGUUAUUCGUUUUUGGUUCUUCGAAUGAUGAAAAUCCAUAUCAGAAAACCACUAUCCUUCACAAUUGGCUACUGAGUUAUGAAUUCCGGGCUACUGUGAUCGUUUUGGUGCCAUCGAAAAUUGUGAUUAUAACAAGCGCAGCCAAGGCUAAGCAUUUGGAAAAAGCUGUUGACCUAUUUAAAGAUGAGAAAGUGAAACUGGAACUGUGGCAGAGGAAUAGUAAAGAACCGGAGCACAAUAAGAAAUUGUUUGUGGAUGUCAUACAGUUGAUGAAAGAGGCGGGAAAAAAGGUUGGAACACCUGAGAAGAACUCCUACCAAGGUAAGUUUAUGACCGAAUGGAAUCCGCUGUGGGAAGAAGCGGUCAAGGAGAACGAAUUCGAGAUCUUCGACAUCUCGCUUGGUCUUUCAAAAGUGUGGGAAGUGAAAGAUGAAAUAGAAGAAGCAAUGCUAGCGGUAGCAAGUAAAGCCUCUGAUAAAUUUAUGGAUUUGCUCACCGAUGAAAUGGUCAGAGCUGUAGAUGAGGAUUUGAGGAUUACUAAUGCAAAGCUGUCGGAUAAAAUCGAAAAUAAGAUCGAUGACGUGAAGCUUCUGAAAAAAAUGGCGCCCGAUCUAUCGGGACUAUGUCCCCCAGGCCAUAAAUUUAGUGUGGAUCUCCUUGACUGGACCUAUUCGCCCAUAAUUCAGUCUGGUGGCAAGUUUGAUCUGAGAGUAUCGGCUAGAUCCAACAAUGACCAGUUACAAGGUAAUGGGUGUAUCUUGGCUUCGUGUGGUAUACGUUAUAAUAACUAUUGCUCUAACGUCACGAGGACUUUUCUCAUCGAUCCUUCAGAAGAAAUGGUCAGAAAUUACGACUUUAUGCUUGAAUUACAGAAAGAAAUCGUUGAAAAUCAGCUGAAAGUUGGGCGGAUCGUCAAAGAAGUAUACGAGUCGGUUGUUUCGUUUGUCGAAAAGGUAAGACCUGAUUUAGUGGCAAAUCUAACCAAAAAUAUCGGCUCACUUAUAGGUCUUGAAUUUAGGGAUUCGACCUUUAUAUUAAAUGCGAAGAACGACACACGUAAAAUUCAGGCAGGCGACUGUUUCAAUAUAUCCUUUGGUUUCAAUAACCUAAGAGACGCAAAGACAGAUAAGACUUACGCUCUUCAACAGGCUGAUACAGUCUUCUUGGCACGGGAGACCGGAGAACCUCGUCUGUUGACGAACUGCGCAAAAUCAAAAGCUCAGAUCUCCUUCUAUUUCAACAACGAAGAAGAGGAAGCAGAGAAAAAUAAGCCAAGGAAGCCGGUGAAACCUGAACCAAACUCAAAAAUCUUGAAAACAAAGUUGCGUGGUGAUGCUCGCGGCGAAUCUGUGGAAAUUCAGAAGGAGCAGAUUCGUAAGGAGAAUCAAAAGAAAUUACACGACAGGUUGCAGAAAGAUGGAUUACUGAGGUUCAGCGCAGCGGAUGCUAAUGGCUCAGGAAACGAACCACGUCAAUAUUUCAAGAAGUAUGAAUCGUAUGUUCGUGAUUCGCAGAUUCCCACUAACGUGCGCGAUUUGAGAAUCCAUGUUGAUUGGAAAAGUCAAACCAUUAUCUUACCAAUUUUCGGUAGGCCAGUACCAUUCCACAUCAACUCAUAUAAGAACGGGUCAAAGAAUGAAGAGGGCGAAUACACUUACAUUCGGUUAAAUUUCCAUUCCCCAGGAGCCGGUGGCAUUUCCAAGAAGGUUGAAGAGCUGCCUUAUGAAGAUUCACCUGAUAAUCAAUUUUUCCGUUCUAUUACUUUAAGAUCUAAAGAUGGAGACCGCAUCAGUGAAGCUUUUAAGCAAAUCACAGAUUUGAAGAAAGAGUCCACAAAGCGUGAGCAGGAGCGUAAAGUGCUCGCUGACGUUGUUCAGCAGGAUAAGCUUAUCGAAAAUAGAUCUGGUAGAACAAAGAGACUUGAUCAGAUUUUUGUUAGACCAAGUCCGGACAGCAAACGUGUCCCUAGUACUGUUUUUAUUCAUGAGAAUGGUAUCAGAUAUCAGUCGCCACUCAGGACUGAUAGCAGGAUAGACAUCCUUUUCUCUAAUAUUAAGAAUCUAAUUUUCCAGUCUUGUAAGGGAGAGCUGAUAGUCAUCAUUCAUAUUCACCUAAAGAAUCCCAUUUUGAUGGGAAAAAAGAAAAUCCAGGAUGUCCAAUUUUACCGUGAAGCGUCUGAUAUGGCUGUUGAUGAGACUAGUAUUGGAAGAAAAUCCCAAAUGAAAUUUAGAAGAUAUGGUGAUGAGGACGAGUUAGAGCAGGAGCAGGAAGAAAGGAGAAAACGUGCUGCACUAGAUAAAGAAUUCAAGUAUUUUGCCGAUGCUAUUGCUGAGGCCUCCAAUGGUUUACUGACUGUUGAAAGUACAUUCAGGGAUCUGGGAUUUCAAGGUGUUCCCAGUAGAUCCGCGGUCUUCUGUAUGCCCACAACCGACUGCCUGGUUCAACUAAUUGAGCCACCGUUUUUGGUUAUCAACCUGGAAGAAGUCGAAAUUUGUAUCUUGGAAAGGGUUCAAUUCGGAUUAAAGAACUUUGAUAUGGUUUUUGUUUACAAGGAUUUCAAUAAGCCUGUGACACAUAUCAACACUGUUCCCAUAGAAUCUCUGGAUUUCCUGAAGCAGUGGUUAACCGAUAUGGAUAUUCCUUACACUGUUUCAUCCAUCAAUCUGAACUGGAGUACCAUCAUGAAAUCAUUGCAAGAGGAUCCACAUCAGUUUUUCCUCGACGGCGGUUGGACCUUUUUAGCUACAGGAUCCGAUGAUGAAGCUUCGGAUCAGAGCGAAGAAGAAGUUAGUGAAUAUGAAGCAUCGGAAGAGGAACCCUCUGAUGAAAGUGCGUCAUCUGGUGAAGACGCAUAUUCUGAGGAAGAAGAUUUUAGCGAUGAAGGAAGUGAGGACUUUAGUGGUGGAGAUGGAAGCGAUGACGGUGAGGACUGGGAUGAGUUAGAGAAGAAAGCCGCAAAGGCUGACCGAAAUAGUAACUUCAAAGAGUAA
Molecule: messenger RNA, 3084 nt
Organism: Torulaspora globosa
Lineage: Eukaryota; Fungi; Ascomycota; Saccharomycetes; Saccharomycetales; Saccharomycetaceae
Gene: SPT16
Product: chromatin-remodeling protein SPT16
Exons: 1
Coding region: 1-3084 (1027 amino acids)
Biological process (GO): transcription elongation by RNA polymerase II; positive regulation of transcription elongation by RNA polymerase II
Cellular component (GO): FACT complex
Molecular function (GO): nucleosome binding
Source: RefSeq, a predicted model, not a curated record